AUGAACGGAACGUUUUCGGCCUUUUUCUUUCCCCUCGAGCUGUCGCCGGCCAAUCCAAAUUGCCGCCUUGGAAGGAGUGGUGAUGAGGGUUAUGGUGACUACGACUCUGACUUAGGUAGCUCACGAGGUCCCUGGCCCCGUAUCGACAACUGUCGGGACUAUGAUAGUCCCUACCAAAUGAUGACCCAUGCAGACCCAGAAGUUGACCUUCCUGUCUCGGGUGACAUUCUUCCGAAGCUAUCCAAAGGCAGUUAUCGCCGAGGAAAAUCAGUUCAGAGCCCCAUGUUUGGCUCUCCAUCUCAAGGAGACGGUCCCACCGGUAUCCAAGGAAUCACGGCCAAGAGAGGAGACAAUCAGAUACUUGCCAGUGGCAUCUAA
Messenger RNA from Penicillium cinerascens, 378 nucleotides. RefSeq lists its product as uncharacterized. The transcript has 2 exons. The coding region runs from base 1 to 378 and encodes 125 amino acids. The record is from RefSeq and is a predicted model, not a curated record. NCBI's taxonomy places the organism in Eukaryota, Fungi, Ascomycota, Eurotiomycetes, Eurotiales, Aspergillaceae.